This is a messenger RNA of Girardinichthys multiradiatus, 15606 nucleotides long. It is a transcript of the gene fat2, whose product is annotated as FAT atypical cadherin 2. Gene Ontology annotation, biological process: homophilic cell-cell adhesion. NCBI's taxonomy places the organism in Eukaryota, Metazoa, Chordata, Actinopteri, Cyprinodontiformes, Goodeidae. The record is from RefSeq and is a predicted model, not a curated record. Bases 200 to 13276 code for a protein of 4358 amino acids. Gene Ontology annotation, cellular component: adherens junction; plasma membrane. Gene Ontology annotation, molecular function: calcium ion binding. The transcript has 29 exons.
UAAGACUAAUUCCAACAACUUCACAUGAGUAGUUUUUUUUUUCAAUGGACUGCACAGACUAGCUCUGGGAGUACGCUGGUUGUCACCAUGCCAUCAGAGGUUUCUUUAAGUUCCUGAAGCAUUCGCAGAGGACAAUAUACCUCUGGAAGAGUCACCUAACUGGACCUCAGGUCUGAGAUCAGACAACGAGGUACUGAAGAUGGAAACAUCAUGUAAAAAACUCCGUUUUUUAGUCACAUUUCUCCUUGUGGCAAGGUGUCAUGGAGCAAUGGAAAAAGGAAAAGACACGUCUCUGUUAAGCUUCACACACCCUCUUUACAAUGCUACCAUCUAUGAAAACUCUGCCCCACGGAUGUAUGUUGAGAUGCCUGUAAAGAUGGGUAUUCAGCUGACAGACCCCCUAUGGAACAUCACAUAUAACAUCGUUGCAGGUGACGAUGAUGAUUUGUUUCAAGAAGAGGCUCUCUCAGUUGGGGAUUUCUGCUUCCUCAGGAUCAAAACCCGCAGCAGCAACUCAGCUCUGCUAAACAGGGAAGUAAGAGAUAGCUAUACUCUCACAGUGGAAGCAACAGAAAGCACUUUUGAGUUACAGGCAAAGACAAAGGUAUUUGUUCAAGUGCUCGACACAAAUGACUUAAAGCCUCUUUUCUACCCCGCAUCGUACAAUGUGAACAUCAUGGAGGACACUCCUCUUAAGUCGAGUGUGGUCAAAGUCAGUGCUACAGAUGCUGACAUUGGGAGCAACGCUGAGUUUUUUUACUCCUUCACUAGCAGAGCUCAUCCAUUUUCUGUCAAUCCCUUCACAGGCGUGGUCACCCUUGUCAAGAAGCUCAAUCACACUCGGAUGCAGAGGUAUGACCUCACAGUGUUAGCAGAAGACAGAACGAAAAAGAUGUCAGGCAUUCAAAAAUUUGGAAAUACUGCUCGUGUCACAGUAAACAUACAAGAGAUGCCCAAGAAGUCUCCAGUUAUCACACCUCUCCCAAAACCCAAAGUGUCUGCAGAUGGAAAUGUAGACAUAAGCAUCCGCGUUGAAGCAGGAGUCAAGCCUGUGGUAUCCCUUCAUAUUGUUACUGGGGAUCCCCACCAGUAUUUUGAGAUAAUCCCUUCGGGUGUGCAAAACACUGACUUCCAAGUGAUUUCUACAAAGAGGAUUGUUUGGUCUCAAAGUUCUUUUGGGCUGAAUCUGUCCCUUCAAGCUAAAGAUAUGAGCUCUCCAAGCUUUCUCUCUCCAAUUACAAAAAUCCACAUUCCAGCUGAUCAUUAUAGGCCUUUAAACUUUCUAGAGGACACAUACAUUGUCACCUUAAGUGAGUUUUCCCCUCCUAAAACUCACGUAGUUAAAGUCUCUGUCAUCUCAUUUCAUGAAAAUGUUACAUUUAACAUCAAAAAUAAUCCAGACAGCUCCAAUUUUAAAAUCAAUUCCAGAACUGGAGUUAUCAUAACAACAGGGAAAUUUGACUAUGAAAGAAAAAAUCGAUACGAAUUUGAUGUGUUGGCCAAUCAGGGUGAAGCAGAGACUCAUAUUGUGGUCAAGAUUGCUGAUGAAAAUGAUAACAGUCCACAGUUCAGACAAACAUCUUAUCAGGCUACAGUGGAUGAAAACACACCCGUCGGCAGCAGCGUUCUCAAAGUUGUUGCUUCAGAUAUUGACCAAGGCAAAAAUGGCUUUGUUACCUAUUCUUUUGCAAGUUCAGGCCAUUUACCUUUCACCAUAGAUGCUUUCACAGGCAUUAUCUCAACCUCUGAAACACUAGACUAUGAGCUGAUGAAACGGCGGUAUCACCUGAGAGUCUGGGCUUCAGACAGCGGCAGUCCCUUUAGUCAGGUCAGCGAAUGCCCUGUGACAAUAACCCUGAACAACUUGAAUGAUAACAUCCCUCUGUUUGAGAGAGUCGGCUGCAACAUCACCAUACCACUGGAUUUAACAGUGGGAAAAACAAUUGUUGAGGUUUCGGCCAUUGAUUUAGAUGAGUUGCAGCAGCUCCAGUACUUCAUAGAGUCAGGGAAUGAGCCCCAAAUCUUUGACAUUGAUCCUGUUUCUGGAACAAUCAUUCUUAAAAAGCAAAUCCCACCACAGGAGGGCUCAUUCACUCUGAGAGUUGUUGCUACAGAUGGAAAGCAUCACUCUGAAGCCUCAGUUGUAAGAGUAACGGUCACAAACAAAGGUGACCAUGCAACUGUAAGCUGCUUGGAAACAGGCAUUUUUAAACAGAUGACUGAUAAACUCAUAGAGUCAAUAAAGCCAGUUUUAAUCAAUCAGGAAGAGGAGUCUUUCUCAGAUAUCCACAUCACUAACAGACAUUCUCCCAAAAUUGUUAUGAGCGUUCCCAGUUCUAUCAAUGUUGCUGAGAAUUAUCAACUUAAUUCCACCAUUCUUCAGUUCAAGGCCACAGACAUAGACUCUGGCUUUAACAGUAAGUUGGUGUAUGCAAUAUCAACAGGAAAUGAAGAUGGCUGCUUCGCAAUUAACAUGUUUUCUGGGGACCUUCGUUUAAUUUGCCCCCUGGAUAGAGAAACCAAAGAGUUCUACAUUCUGAACAUCACAGUUUAUGAUUUGGGAACACCGCAAACAUCUGCGUGGAAACUCCUUGCUGUCAACAUCAUGGAUGUCAAUGACAACCCGCCUGUUUUUGAUCAGCCUAGAUAUGUGAUUCGUGUUCCUGAAAAUACUGAGGAAGACUCUGUUAUCUUCACAGCUCUAGCAGUAGAUGUUGACACAGAUUUGAAUGGAAAUGUCCUAUACUCCUUAUUGACUCCCACUGACACGUUCAGAGUUGAUGAGCUGACCGGAGAGGUGAUUGUGACGGGUCCGUUGGAUCGAGAAAACUCUCUAAGACAUGAUCUCUGGAUCAAAGCCAGUGAUCAAGCCAGAUCCGGUCCUCAGUUGUUCUCCACCAUUAACCUGGUGGUAAUUUUGGAGGAUAUUAAUGACAACCCACCUACAUUUGUACCAAAAGUCUAUCACAUAAAGGUUGCAGAGGAUGUUCCUUUGGGAACGUUGCUUGUUUGGGUGGAGAGUGUUGACCUAGAUCUGGGUAGUGGAGGUCUUGUGACAUACAACCUGAAGAACACAGAGGGUGGGAUCUUCCACCUGGAUUCGUCUACUGGAGCUUUGACCCUUGAACGCGAGCUGGACUUUGAAAGGCGGCCAGCUUACAAUCUCACAGUUCGAGCCGUGGACCAUGGCCUUCCUCGCUCAUUGUCAUCGUCCUGCUUUGUGGAGAUUGAGGUUCUGGAUGUCAAUGAAAACCUCCACAAACCAGUGUUCACAGAGUUUGUGUAUGACGCCACAGUGAUGGAGGAUGCCGCAGUGGCCACAUCCGUUGUAAUGGUUUCUGCUUCAGACAAAGAUGUGGGUCGAGAUGGAGUGGUCAGAUACCACAUCAGUGAUGGCUCUGGACUUGGAGUUUUCUCAAUUGACGAAGAAACAGGUGUGAUUCGUACGGUGGAAAAUCUGGACCGAGAGAUGGUGCAGCAUUACUGGCUCUCUGUCUAUGCCACAGAUCUGGGAACCGAGCCUCUGAUCUCCUGGACCCAUGUUUUCUUGGAGGUCCUGGACAUUAAUGACAAUGCUCCAGAGCUUUCCCAGCCGGUGUAUUUUGCAUCCAUCCAAGAGAACAUGGAUAAAGUAACCUCUGUAAUCCAGGUGUUGGCUACAGAUGUGGACAGGUCCUCUGAGGGGAAGCUUUCCUACCAGAUGCUGGAAUCUCAUAGGACGUAUUUUGAUGUGGAUCCAAAAACAGGUGUUAUCAGCACACAUUCUGCCUUGAACCGCGAGGAUAAACCCGAGCACAGCAUCGAGGUAAUCGUAUCAGACAACGGGUCUCCAUCAUUGCAGUCAACCGCCACUGUUGUCAUCCAGGUCCUGGACGCCAACGACAACCGGCCAAAGUUCACAGACAAACUUUUCCAGGUCAAGUUGCUGAAACAGCACAAACAUGAUGGUAAACAAGAGGUAUGCAGGGUGGUCGCGCGAGAUGACGAUGAGGGCUCCAAUGCUGCCAUCACCUACAAACUGCAGGAUGGCGCCGAUGAGCAGUUUCAGAUCGACCCGCUGACAGGAGUGGUGACAUCUCAUGGAGAUUUCUGGCCAGGGAACUACAGCAUUCUCACAAUCAAAGCCACCGAUCAGGGCAGCCCCUCACUCUCGUCUACAACUCGUCUUGACAUUGAGUGGGUCCACCGUCCACCACUGUCCAGCAAACCAAUUACAUUCGAUGAGCCUCACUUCAACUUUGCCGUCAUGGAGACGGAGCUUGUCACUCACAUGGUGGGCAUCAUCAUGAUGGAGACACAUUGGCCGUUGCUGUGGUUCGACAUUGUAGCCGGCGAUGAAGACAAAGACUUUGACAUCCAGAGGAACUCAGGAACAAUCACAAUCGCCAGAAAGCUCAAUGCAGCUCGGCACUCCAACUACAACCUGACGGUGGAGGUCACAGAUGGGCACCAUAGCGCCACUACACAGGCCUACAUCCGUGUGCUGGACAUGAACGAACACCGGCCCGUCUUCCUGAAGUUGCUGUACGAGGUGAGGGUCCCUGAAGACACGUCCCCGUGGAAGGACAUCCUGCAGAUCAGCGCUCAGGACAAUGACACCAACAGCAAGCUGGUGUUCUCCAUCCACAGCAGCCUUCAUCCAGACAGCACCAAGUUCUUUCACCUGGACCCGAAGAGUGGCGUUCUGGUGAUGAAGGAUGAACUGGACUUCGAGAUGAUCUCUGUUCAUACGCUCAUCAUUAUGGUGCGUGACCAAGAGAUUCCAGUGAAGAGGAACUUUGCAAAGGUGGUGAUUCAUGUAGAGGACUGUAACGACCACGCUCCAGUUUUCCUCAGCCCCCGUUAUGAAGUCAGAAUCUCUAAUCUGGCCCCCUCUGGCUCUGAGGUUGUCCGAGUCAAGGCUCUAGACAAGGACAUAGGGAGCAAUGCAGACAUCAGCUACUCGCUGCACUCCGGUAAUACUGACAACACCUUCUCCAUCGAUCCUGAGCUGGGCUCCAUUAGUGUUUCCAAACCUCUGGACCUUCAGCCUCAGGACCAUUUCCACCUAACGGUAAAAGCCACUGAUCUGGGCUACCCUCAACGUUCUGACCUCUGCUCUGUUCACGUCCACAUUCGCAUUUCGGAUCAAACUCCACCUGUUUUCCCUGCGGAUGAAUACUUAACAGAGGUCAGUGAAUUAAGUGCUCCUGGCACUCCAGUGGUCACCAUCUCAGCCUCCAGCCCAGCUGCUGUGUAUUAUGGGAUAGAGAGUGGAAACUUAAAUGACUUGUUUUCCAUCAACCCCUACACUGGAUUAAUUUUCACCCAAAGAUAUCUUGAUUUUGAAACCUGGGAGUCCUACAAGCUGAAAGUUACAGCCUCCACAACAGCUGGAGGCAUGUCCAAGACUGUGGUCCAUAUUUAUGUGAUGGAUGAAAAUGAUAACGCUCCUGUCUUUCAGCAGAGAGAGUACCUGGGUCAAAUCAGUGAAUCAGCUCAUAUAAAUAGCAUGGUGAUGGGAAAAAGAAACACACCACUGGUUGUUCAGGCAUCCGAUGCAGAUCGAGAUUCAAAUUCUCUGCUGACGUAUCUGAUCCUUGAACCUGAGGCUCUGAAAGUUUUCAAGAUUGACACAAGUAUGGGUACCAUCUCUUUAAUUUCCCCGGUUGACUUUGAAGCCAACGCUGAAUAUCACCUCACAGUCCAGGUGAAAGACUCAGGGGAACCAUCACUGUAUGCAGCAGAGCCUGCCAAGGUCACUGUACGCGUCCUGGACCUUAAUGACUGCGGGCCACAAUUCAACGCCUCUGUGUAUGAAUCAUCCAUCAUCUUCCCAGCCGUCAGAGAUACUGAGGUUGUACAUGUCGUGGCCCAUGACGCAGAUUCCACAGUCUCAUAUAGCAUCACUGAGGGAAAUCUUCACAAUGCCUUCUCAAUUGAUCCCUAUACAGGAGUCAUCACUGUGACCAAUGUGUCUGAGUUCAGGUCAUUUUACCAGCUGACGGUCAGAGCUUCAGACGGCCUCUUUAAAGAUUCAGCCACUGUCAAGAUAAAUGCAACUAUACUGAUCCCAAGUGAUCUAGAAUUUCAGCAGAAGGUUUACUCAGCAAACAUUGUAGAAAGCCUAAAUACAGUGAAAACCUUGGCAGCACUGAAAGUCUCAGGAUGCUAUCUAAAUGAGCCUCUUUUAUACUCUGUCAUCAACCCCAUGGGUAGGUUUACUAUUUCCCAGAUGUCAGGGGUUCUUGAAACCACAGGCAUUCCUUUUGACAGAGAGGAACAAGAUAUUUAUGACAUAGUGGUAAAAGUACAUGACACCAGAACUCCACCCAGAACAGCCACUGCUCAGGUCAGAGUUUUUAUAGACGAUAUAAAUGACAAUUCUCCACAGUUUCUAAAUUUGCCUUUUUCAAUGAUGAUUUCUGAAGACUCAGAGCCAGGAGAUGUUUUGUACCAAGCAACUGCUAUUGACAAAGAUCUGGGAGAAAAUGGAUCCAUCAUGUAUUCUCUAGAGGAGGAUUUCGACCUCUUCAGAAUAGAUCCAGAUGUGGGGGAUAUAUCCCUUCAUAGACCUCUUGACUUUGAAGCCCUGAAUAAAUACAUGUUGACUGUUGUGGCUUCAGAUGAGGGAGAACCCAGUCAUAGCACCACUGCUCGGCUCACUAUUCAAGUAAGGAACAGAACCAAUCCUGUUUUUCAAACUCAACUUUAUCCACUUAGAGUUCCUGAAAAUGUUCCCCCAUUCACCACAAUUCUGCGCGUUCAGGCCAGAAACCCAGAGGGGUAUCGACUCAUCUACAAUCUGGAGGAGGAAAAUGCUUCAAAGCAUUUUCACAUCGAUUUUAAGACAGGAGUGCUGACCAUAACCAACCCUCUGGACUAUGAGAGCCAGACCAUGCAUGUAUUGACAGUUCGAGCUACUGACUCUGUGACUGGAGCCUUCUCAGAAGCAUCCAUUGAAAUAGUGGUGGAGGAUGUGAAUGAUAACGCACCAGUUUUCCCACAGCUGACUUACAGUGUGAACAUUGCUGAAGGGCUUCCACUAAGCACCUCUGUGAUCCAGCUCAGUGCUACAGACAAAGACUCUGGUACAAAUCAAGACUUGACCUACCAGAUAGUUAAAACCAAAGGGAAUGAAACUGAUUUCUUUGAGAUAAAUCCUAGAACUGGACUGAUCGUAACAAAACAAGUUCUGGAUUAUGAAGACAUUAAACACUUUAAUUUGAAAAUCAAAGCCAUCGACAAUGGGACUGUUCCUCUCAGUAGUGAGGUGGUGGUUUUUGUAAAUGUCAUUGAUGUCAACGACAAUCCCCCUGACUUUGUUAGUUCUCAGUAUGAAGCUACUUUAGAUGAAAUGGCCAAAUGUGGCCACAUUGUCAUUAAAAUUCAAGCUUCAGAUCCUGAUUCUGAAGACCUCAAUAAUCUCAAGUACAAGAUCAUUUCAGGCAACAAGGACCGAUACUUCAACAUUAAUGAAUCCUCAGGGAUCAUCUCCUUUUCCAACGUCUGUAAGAGAAAUCUAGAUCCUCACUACAGUCUGACUGUGGCUGUAUCUGAUGGAGUUUUUCAGAAAACUGCCCCAGUUAAUAUUGACAUGAUAAACAGCAACAGGCACAGUCCCUACUUUAAACAGACCAUCUAUGAGGCAGAGCUGGCUGAAAAUGCAGAGGCGGGAACUCGUGUGAUCCGGCUGGCGGCUAUUGAUCCCGACGAUGGGCCAUAUGGAACCAUUGACUACACCAUCAUUAACAAACUGGCUGAUGAUAAAUUUGCCAUCCAUCAAGACGGUCAGAUUGUUACGACUCAACCGCUGGAUAGAGAAAACCCCACCCAGAAAGUCAUAGCAAUAAAAGUAAUGGCUAAGGAUGGUGGUGGAAAAGUGGCCUUUUGCACAGUCAAAAUUAUUCUCACAGAUGAGAAUGACAAUGUUCCUCAAUUCAAAGCCUCAGAAUACCAAGUUUCAAUUCAGUCCACUGUAAACAAAGGCUCCCCCGUCAUUCAGAUUGUGGCUUAUGAUGCAGAUGAUGGUAAAAAUGCAGAUGUGACCUACAGUGUGGAUGAAGCUGAGGAAGUUGUAGAAGACAUCAUCGAGAUCAACCCUUUCACGGGAGAGGUCAAUGUUAAGGAGAGUCUGGUGGGGAUGGAAAACAAGAUCUUUAACUUUAAAGUAAAAGCUCGUGACGGCAGCCUCCCUUUUCAUAACUCCACUGUCCCUUUUCAACUGAAGGUGGUUCCUCCAGAGGUUCCUCUGCCAAAAUUCUCAGAACCUCUCUACAGUUUUUCUGCUGCAGAGGAUUUUCCCAUUGGGUCAGAGAUUGGUUCUGUGAGGGCCGACUCUGACAUGCCUCUCAUUUACAGCUUGGUCAAUGGGAACACUGUGGAAAGUAAUAAAGACAAAGUGUUUAGCCUGGACCAAGAGAGUGGAACUUUGCUGCUACAGAAGACCAUAGACCAUGAAAAGACAAAAUGGUACCAGAUAGAUGUGAUCGCUCAAGGGAACCAUAACGGGACAGAUGUUGCAUCACUGGUCUCUGUAAGCAUCCAGGUCCAGGAUGUCAACGAUAACCAGCCCAUGUUUGAUGCAAGCCCAUACAGGGCCUUCCUGGCUGAAAAUAUGCCUGCUGGAACCACUGUUAUUCAGGUGACAGCCAAUGAUCCAGACACAGACACCAAUGGACUGGUCACCUACAGCUUGGAGACACUACCUGAUGGCAACCAGCUUGACAUCAAUGAGGUGUUCGCCAUUGAAGGAGAGAGCGGCUGGAUCACCACGCUACAGGAAACAGACUGCGAGGCUGUUAGAGUCUACAGGUUCAAUGUGGUCGCCACAGACCAUGGAGGGGACGUCAAGCUUUCGUCCAGUGUCCUUGUGGAGGUGAUGGUGACAGAUGAGAAUGACAACCCGCCUAAGUUCACGGAAGAAGUAUACCAUGGCUCGGUGGUGGAGAAUACCACCCCGUUGGAACCAAUUGUCUCUAUGACGACCACAGAUGCUGAUGUGUCUCUGGAGAACCGCUUGGUGACAUGUUACAUCACAGAUGGAGACCCAUUGGGCCAGUUUGCCAUCAUCCAGGAGGACGAUGACCAGUGGGGUCUGAUUGUAAAGGAGAGUCUGGACCGAGAGGCCAAAGGCCGAUACAAGCUGCAGGUGACUGCCACUGACGGGAAGUUUGAGGCUCCAGUUACUGUCGAUGUUCACGUGUUGGACAUCAAUGACAACAGUCCAGUUUGUGAACAGCUGGUUUACACAGAGGGGGUGAUGGAGAACUCACAGCCCAGGAUGUUUGUGCUGAAAGUUUCAGCUUUGGAUCCAGACAUGGGAGCAAAUGGCGAGAUCUCGUACACGCUGCAUGGUCCAGACGCUGACAAGUUCCAUCUGGAUCCGAGAACAGGUGAGCUGUUCACUUUGGCCGUGUUGGACCGGGAGACGCAUGCAGAGUUUAACCUGGUGGCAAAGGCAACUGACGGUGGCGGUCGAUCCUGUCAGGUUGACAUCCUGCUUAUGAUCCAGGAUAUGAACGACAACCCGCCCCUCUUCUCCUCUAGCCACUACGAGGUCACCAUGUUCGACAACACUACAGUUCGCACGCCAAUUGCCGUCAUAUACGCCAAGGACUUGGACACAGGAAUAAACUCGGAGGUGAAGUACUCCUUGCUGGCUGGAGAUGGUGGUUACUUCUCUCUGGAGGAGUUCUCUGGAGUCCUGCGGCUGGAGCGACCUCUUACCUCUGACACCCCACCAACUUUUGAGUUGAAGGUUAAAGUCACCGACCGCGGCCUGCCUCGCCACCUGUACUCUGUUGCCAUGGUUACAGUGGAUGUGGUUUCCCUGGACGACUACCAGCCAGUGUUCCUGAGCUCAGAGUACUCUGCAACGCUCCCAGAAUCACUGGCGGUUGGGUCUGAGGUGCUGAGCGUGUCGGCGCUCACCAGAGAUGGGGGUGGUCCGGAUCCCAUCAGGUACCGCAUCAUCUCAGGAAACCAGGAUGGGCGGUUCCAGCUGGACUCACAGACAGGUCUUGUCACCCUCAUUGCCCCACUGGAUUUCGAAGUGUCCCGGGAGUACUACCUGUCUGUGGAGGGAAGUCGUGGCAAGUCUUCCCUCAGUGACAUCACAACGGUGAUCAUCAACGUGACGGAUAUGAACGACAACGCGCCGGUGUUCAAACAGGGUGUUUACAGCACUGAGAUAUUGGAGGAUCUGACGCCUGGAAGUCUGAUUAUGAAAGUAACAGCCACAGACCUGGAUGGCCCGAACAAUAAUCUACUCCGGUACUCAAUCGUAAGUGGAGAUCUGCAGCAGCAGUUCUUCAUCCACCCUCGCAGUGGCGAAAUUUCUAUCAGCACAGCACUGGACAGAGAGGAGAUCCCUCAUUACUCUCUGACGGUGCAGGCAGCUGAUGAGGGCAGCCCCCCUCUGUCAUCAGCAGUCCUCGUCACCAUUACUGUUGUGGAUGUCAACGACAACCCACCUGUCUUCUCUCAGGUCAACCACAAUCUAGUGCUGCAGGAGGGCGAGUCCUUUGGCAGCAGCAUCCUCCAGCUUGUUGUGACGGAUAGAGACACUCCAAAGAACGGCCCGCCUUUCUCCUUUCACAUCAUCAGUGGCAACAAUGACCGGCAUUUCCAUGUUGACCAGGGCGGUCUGGUGUCACUUUCUGCACCUCUCAGGAAGAAGAACAAGCCCUACCAUCAGCUAAAGAUCCAGGUAACUGACAGCGGUCACCCUCCACUGUCUUCUAUCUGUGUGCUCAACAUCAACGUCACUGAGCAGAGCAAGUAUCCUCCCACUGUCGUCCCCCUGGAGGUUUUCAUUACUACCGCCGGAGGGCUGUUCGCGAACCGGGUUAUCGGCAGACUCCACGCGUCAGACCAAGACCCUCAGGAUGUCUUGACCUACAAGCUGGUUCCACAAAAGCCAGAAGCGAACAGGUUCUCUGUGGACCUGACGGAUGGUAAAAUCUGGGCAGAUGAUAACCUGGAGUUGGGCUCGUAUACGCUGAACAUCAGUGUGAGCGACGGGAAGUUCACUGUCUGGACAGAGGUUAAAGUUCAUAUGUGGGCAGCCAGUCAGAGAGCUCUGGACUCUGGUCUGACUCUGCAGCUGGUUGGAAUGUCACCUGAGGAGUUCCUCGGAGAUCACUGGAGAGGCCUCCAGCGCAAAAUGGCAGAGUCUCUCAGCCUACCUAAACAGGAACUUUAUCUGGCCAGUCUGCAGCAGCGCCCUGACACCAAGGCACUCGAGGUCCUGCUGGUCCGGAGGUCUGAGGAAGGACUCAUCCAGUCUCUGUCAGCUAGCAAAUUGCAAGGUAUUAUAGCAGAUAUGGAGGACGCUCUGGUCUUCCGAAUUUCCAAGGUGAGCCAUGAUGGAUGUGUGGGAGCCAGCUGUCCGCCACGAGGCUGCAGGAAUGCCGUGCUGCUGUCAGGAGCGAGACUGAGCCAUUUCACCACAGCUAGAGCUGGUUACAUCACACCACAGCACACCUGGGAGAGCGUCUGCUCCUGUAACGAAUCGGCUUUGAGGUUCAGCAGUACAUCCUACCUGAAGUAUCUCCACAGGAUGGACGAGGACAGCCAGGAUUUCAGACUCUCGCUGAGGUUUAAGACGUUUCUGGAGCAAGGCCUCAUCAUGUCCACUAGGGGUGCAAAUGACUGGGGGGCUUUACAGCUGAUCAGAGGAGAGCUGCACUUCAGGUACAAAUGUGGAAACACGUCCCCAAGCACACUGCUGGUGAGAUUUCAUCCAGUGUCAGACAGCCGCUGGCAUAACGCCCUGCUGGAGGUCAACUCCAGCUCCCUGAAACUGACUCUAGACCAGCAGCAUCCAGCUUCCAUCAGCCUGGCAGAGCCAUGCCGGAUGAUGCAAACCCAUGGUGCUUUGCUAUUUGCACCUGUAUCUCAGGACUUCACUCAAGAUUUCAGCCAGGACCCACAUCAUUUCAUUGGCUGUCUGGAGGGCCUGGAGCUCAACAAGGAGCCAAUCGUAGUGGGUGAUGCAGCAGAGUUUAAAGGAUCAGGAAGCAGGAGGGUGUUUGGGGUGUAUCAGUGCUGCAACAUCGCAGGAGGUUGUGACAAUAAACCGUGUGAGAAUGGAGGAGACUGCAAGGAGGACGCUGCUGGAGAGCCCCACUGCACAUGUGCAGGAAGCUUCCACGGCACCCGCUGCGAGCUGGUCCACAACCCUUGCCUUUCACAGCCAUGCACCCAUGGCAGGGUAUGCAUACCAAAGGCUCGAGGUUACAUGUGUAAUUGCUCACUGGAAAACACUGAAGCAAGAUGCCACAACGAGAUUGAGGUCUGCUUGCCUAGUUUCUGUCCUGGAAGCUUUGAGUGUAAAGUCACCAAUGGCUCCAUCUAUUGUGAUCCGCUGCCACUGGUAUCUCCAGAGUUUGGCUAUGUGGAAAUCAUACAGAUUUGUGCCAGUGUGCUGGGAAUAAUGUUCCUUAUUGGAAUAUUUGUUUGCGUCAGGAAAUGUUAUGUGAAGCAGAAGAAGAAAAAGCCUGUGUGUGUCCAGGACUCAAGUGGGUAUUUCCAGCCCAGUCUGGCUAAGAGCCUCAAAGCAGAAUGCCACAACAUUAACCCUGUUGAGGUCAGCUCAGUGGUCAGCUCCAGCAACAACUUGGAUCACACACCAUUCAGAUCCCUGAGACCCCACAGCCAAAUUGGUUCAGGAGGUGGAUCCCCAAAGACACAGCGGCCAGUUGUGUGCAGCGUGGCCCCCAACCUUCCUGUCAGAGCGCCGUCAAGCUCUGACAAUGACUCCAUCAGGAAGAGCCACUGGGACAUGGAUUAUGAAGUCUACCCAGCAGACCCUGACUAUUAUGGACGCCCAACAGUCCGGGAGUUCCCCCAGUUUGACAUUGUGGAGGAUGCGUACUCCACCUCUAAUGUGGACUCUCGGAGAAACUCCCGUUUUGGGGGCUUCCCAUUCCCACUAGAUCGCUGUGAUCGGAGGGCACCACUGCCACCAUGCUAUAGCAACCAGAACCUAGAUGACUUUUUGGGUCCAGACGGUCUUCCUCUUCCAAGUUCUCAGUGCCCAAACGAGUACACUGCCAUCAGCUACUAUCCCACUCAGCACACCCGGAGCCUCGACAAUGUCUCUUCAGGCUAUAAGAGACUCAGCAUGCGUCUAAGUGUGGCUAUGCCAUCCUAUGCUGAACAGACCAGCUCGCCACCAGGACCAAACCCUGCCCAGCCUCAAACACGACCCACGGGGCAAUACCACCGCAACUAUGAUAGGUCAAGUAUAGUGGAGAGUGAUUAUGGGAGCUGUGAAGAGGUCAUGUUUUAGGACAAAAUCUACCAUUUUACACAGAGAUCUCCUUCAUUGCUAAAGAUUAUGUUGGCUUCAUAAACUGAUUACACAAAGCAAAAGUACUCCACCUCAGCCGCUCUUCCAGUUUAAGACAGCUUUGUGUACAAGUACACAUCUUAGUUGGAAGUCUACUUCAGCUGAGCUCUGAUUCCUCAAUCCAAUCAUCUUUUCUUUCCACCCUGAUGGACAUCAAAGAACCGUUGCAAAUGACAGUUCAGAUGUCUCUGAUUUGUUUGACUUCUGCAAGCAAUACUGUUUUACUGUCCCAGAAUAGAUGGAGGUAGUUCAAGACUGCUCAAUUACCUCUGCAGGAGAAGCUGAUUAGAAGUUCAUCUUUUAAAUCAAGAAAAACUGCUGCAACCAGAAAAUAUUAACAGUGUUACUGACUUGACUCUGCACUCUUUGGAAAACAAAAUACGAUUUUUUUUUAACUAACAGGAGAGACUCUGCCUCCCCACAGACAAGACUAUGUUUGAAACAAAUGUGUAGCUAUCAUGCAUUUCCCUACAUUUCUGACUAGACAGCCACUCUGUACAAGACAGUUAAUUAAUGCCUGCUCUCUGUCUUGAACUGAACAAGUAAAUCAUGUGUUACAUUAAUCAUAAUUGAAUCUGUACUCCUGAUCUUUUUCAAACUGCAAGGAUGCCAACAAAAAAAGGUUUAAAAGUAUUAAACAAGACAUUCAGAACUUUAAAUGCAGGAUAAGCAUUUAAAUGUUUUACUCAUGUAUUGUUUACAUCUUUCCUGAGUGGGGCUGGAUCCCCAUUUAAACAAGUAGUUUGGUGAUGUUAUUUGUGAUGUAGUAUUUUUAAAUGUGUUACACUGUACUCAACACAGGGAUGAUUCAGCAUCUUGUCUAUAAACAUUUCCUCCUGGAUUCUAAUGAGUGCUGAAUGGAUUUUGGUUCAAAGUUUGGGAUUAACCGCUGCUCAGCAAUGUUUCCACUCUUGAUGUUCAUGGGAACGCUUCAUAUGGAAGAUUUGCUGCAGCAAAGAAAAGCCAAUUCAGCCAUUUUAAAUGGUAGAAAAAUAUAACACUGAUUAAUAAAAUUCCUGUUUCGGUCUACAGCUACCUUUGCUGCAUACAGCACUUAGAAAAAAUGUAAAGUUGACGUUUGUUGCAGCAAAAAGCAAUUUUAAAUUUUUUACUAAAAUAUUUAAGAUAAACUUCAAAUUGCAAUGCAGUUUGAUUAUUGUAUUAGGUCCAAAUUUCAAUUUCCACACUCUCUGUCCCUGACCUUAGGUGGUUUAAAGAUUCAAAAAAAUCAUAACUAUUGCAAUAGAUACAUGCUGUAUUUUAAGUAAUUUCAGUGGUUCUGAAUAAAUAAUAUUUUUUCAUUAGUUAAGCCCAUCCUAAUCCUCAUUAGUUCAGCCCUUCUGUCCAGCUCUGCUAUUAUUCUGAAGAACCUUAACUCCCUUCAUGAAGUGUAAUGAAGACGCACAGCUAACUUGUAUCGGUUAAUCACAAAGGACAGCUGCAUGCAUAACAUACAAGUAGACAGUGAGUUUUGAAAAACAGACCCGUGUGAAAGAGGAAGUUAUUCAGGUUAAUGAAUUUUUAAUCUUAGAGCUCAAACUGAUUCAUUCAAAGCUGUAUACAGUAACUUAUGACGUACCAUCAGUGCUUUGGAGCUUUUUGGAGUUUUUAACUAAAAUCUCACCUUCUUUCCAAAUUUAUGAUUUAACAAGCAUUAUCUGAUGCAUCCUUGACUAGCUGCUUCUUUGUAAAAGCUAAUCAACCUACAUGUAUUUAAAUUAAUUGACCAUUUUGGAUAAUGUCUAUUGUAUUGAAGAGCUGAAUAAAACUCUAAAGCCUAAUUUUCUGUUAUAAGCAAGACCACAUAGGACUCAAUCUUCUUACAAAGCAAAACCAUUGAUUUAUGCAACUUUCUGCAUAAAGGUGGACAGGAGGGCUUAAAUGAUUAAUUAUCAUUCUUCCUUUCUAAUAGUGAGUUACCUGUUACAUGAAUCUCCUGUUCUUUUGACAUUUAAACAUAGCCACACACUGGAUGAUGUACAUCCUGUCACUGAUGGUUUAGCUGAAAAAAUUCAUCCUGGACAAAACAAAGUCUUAUAAACAAGCACUAACAUGUAAAUAAAAUUAUAGUUUUGUGCUGUUUUUGUGCAGGAUACAAACCGCUUGAAUGUGUGUUAGAUAUGUUUUUUUUUAUUCAAUUAUAGUUUAUUUUUGUAUUAUGUGGGCAUCCCCAUGUUUCUGUUGUUUCUCUGAGAGAUUUUAUUAAAAUGUGCUCCACUUCUUUCUUGUUUCCAAAAGUGAAUAAAUACAACUUCUAGAAACACCAACGA